AUGGCUGAACCGCCGCCUCAGCCUCCGGGACCAAACCAGCGCCGUCCUCGCCAGGACCGCCGCCUGGAGCUGCUGCUGCUGUUGCUGCUUCUCCCUUUGUUUCGCUUCAGCUUGGGAAAGCCAGCGGGCAGAGGGGGCUUGGGCUGCGUCCACCGGGCGAAGCCGGAGAAGCCGAGCGGUGGUUGGCCGGGCUGCGCUCUCUUCGGGGAACGGAAGGAAAGCUCGCCGUCCGCCAGUGUCCAGGAGGACGAUCGGGGCUGCGCGGGCUCCCUCUCGCAAGCCCUGGCGGGGCAAGGGAAGAAGGGCAGCUUUUCUCCUGGUGGAUCCCUGACCCCACCUCGGGAAAGGAGGACGAUCCGCUGCCCGGUUGGCAGCGCCCUGGGAGAUCCAGGCAGCGCUCCCUCUGGCUCGUGGAUUAUAAACGCUUCCGCGCUUCUUCCGGAUCCCCCGAGUCCGGCGAGGCUCGGAGAAAGCCGUGCGCGGACUACCUGGGCAUGCCUCGUGAGGCUCGCUGCGGUUGGGGUGGAUUCCGCGCAGAUGGGCGUCUACUCCAGCCCUUCCAAUCCACGCCCUAGGAGGGGGGCGAGCCAGCCGGACAAUGGGGUGUCCGGUGGGAUGAAGUCUCCCUCCCAAAAUCGCCGGGACCCGACCCCUUGGAACGGGACUGCAGUCUGUAUCCAGCGGGUCCACCUGUGUGCGAAGCCAUUUCGCCGCCUUCAGAACGGCACCGACCGCUCCGCCACCAGAGCUAGGAGAAAAGGCGGCAGUCCCGCCAUGCCUUCGUGGUUCCCGAUUAUGCGACUGGCUUCCUUUUCCCGCCCGGGAGCCCGUCCGCCUUUCUGCAGGUGGUUCGCCUUGUUGACCUGCCUUCAGCUCUGCCUGGGGCAACCGGCGCCCCGUGGAAUUUCCCUCGGCUGCUGCGCCGGCGAGUGCUGUGGGAGCAGCCCAGAGCAAUGCUGCCUUUGUACCUGGACCAGAAAAGGCUGGGCGAGAGCUGCUUCGGCCGUUUCAGCAGCUCGGACAGCUCCCUGUGCUUUUCUGGGAGCCAAUCCGAACGUAGACUGGAGAAGGCGCGAUCUCCUCUUUUCUUUCCAUCCAUUUGACUCUACCAAAGGCUGUUUGCAAACUCUUUGUUUUGAGGUGAAUUUUAGGAGUCCGUCGUCGAUCCCGGAAUUCUUUCCCUCCCUGCCGCUAAAACCCACCCAUCCAGCUAUGCAGAGCGAGAUAACCUAUUCCAUGUGUGCCAAGAAAAGGAGACGAAGACAAGGGGCGCCCCUGCCCUUGCUGAGGGUGCGGAGGGCAGCCAAUCGUCACCCCCUCUUCCCUCAGUAUAAUUACCAAGUCCAGGUGGCUGAAAACCAGCCUUCGGGCACGCCAGUGAUAACGGUGGCAGCCCAAGACUCUGAUUCCGGGGAAGCUGGGCGGCUGGUCUAUUCCAUGGAUGCUCUGAUGAACAGCAGAUCUCUGGAACUGUUCAGCAUUGAUUCCCAAAAUGGCCUCAUCAGUACCACUGAAGUUUUAGACAGGGAAAAUAUGGACCUACACUACUUCCGAGUGACUGCUAUGGAUCAUGGGAUUCCCCGUCUUUCUGCCACCACCAUGGUUGCGAUCACAGUUGCAGACAGAAAUGAUCAUAAUCCAGUAUUUGAGCAGAGUGAGUACAGAGAGACAAUCCGGGAAAACGUAGAGGAAGGCUAUCCCAUUUUGCAGCUGAGGGCCACCGAUGUAGACUCUCCACCCAAUGCCCAUAUCAGAUAUCGAUUUGUAAAUGAGCAAGCUGCUCACUCUGUCUUUGAGAUAGAUUCACGGUCAGGGCUGAUCACUACAAGUGGGCAAGUAGAUAGGGAGAAAAUGGAGAAGUAUUCUUUGGUGGUGGAGUCAAAUGAUCAAGGUAAGGAGCCUGGCCCUCUAUCCUCCACAGUUAGAGUGUACAUAACAGUUCUUGAUGAAAAUGACAAUGUCCCACAAUUUAGUGAAAAGCGGUAUAUAGUCCAGGUAAGAGAAGAUAUAAGGCCCCAUUCAGAAAUUUUAAGAGUUACCGCCUCUGAUUUAGACAAAGACAACAAUGCUUUAGUUCAUUAUAACAUCAUCAGUGGUAAUAGUAGGGGGCAAUUUUCAAUUGAUAGUGUGACUGGGGAAAUACAGGUGGUAGCUCCUUUGGAUUUUGAAGUUGAGCGAGAAUAUGCCUUGAGGAUCCGUGCCCAGGAUGCAGGACGUCCUCCUUUGUCCAAUAACACAGGCAUGGUUAGCAUCCAAGUAGUGGACAUUAACGAUCAUGCUCCUAUCUUUGUCAGCACCCCCUUUCAAAUAUCUGUAUUGGAAAAUGCCCCUUUGGGCCAUUCAGUAAUACACAUCCAGGCGGUGGAUGCAGAUUAUGGAGAGAACUCGCGCAUCGAGUACAAGCUCGCUGGCAUCUCUUCUGAUACGCCCUUUGUAGUGAACAGUGCCACGGGCUGGAUUACUGUGAGUGGCCCUUUGGAUCGAGAGACUGUGCAGCACUACUUUUUUGGGGUAGAAGCCCGGGACCACGGCUCUCCCUCUUUAUCUGCAUCUGCUAGUGUCACCAUCACUGUCAUGGAUGUAAAUGAUAACCGGCCCGAAUUUACCCAGAAAGAAUAUUUAAUUCGCCUCAAUGAAGAUGCUGCUAUGGGGACUAGUGUUCUUAGUGUAACAGCAAUUGACCGGGAUGUGAAUAGUGCCAUCAGCUAUCAGAUAACAGGUGGGAAUACACGGAACCGUUUUGCUAUCAGCACUCAAGGAGGAGUGGGAUUAAUCACCCUUUCUUUGCCCCUGGAUUACAAACAAGAGAGGCGGUUUGUGUUAACAGUGACAGCCUCCGAUAGGACCCUGCAUGACAACUGCCAUGUUCAUAUCAACAUUACAGACGCCAACACUCACAGGCCAGUGUUCCAGAGCGCCCAUUAUUCAGUCAGUGUUAAUGAGGACCGUCCAAUUGGUAGCACGGUGGUAGUCAUCAGUGCCACAGAUGAUGAUGUUGGAGAAAAUGCCAGGAUUACCUACUACUUGGAAGACAACAUUCCCCAGUUUCGGAUUGAUGCAAACACCGGUGCCAUCACCCUGCAGGCAGAGCUGGAUUAUGAGGACCAGGUUACCUACACACUGGCCAUUACAGCAAAAGAUAAUGGGAUCCCCCAGAAAGCAGACACAACCUAUGUGGAAAUCAUGGUGAAUGAUGUCAAUGAUAAUGCCCCUCAGUUUGUGAGUGCUCACUACCAAGGUGUCAUCUCGGAGGACAGCCCUCCCUUCACAAGUGUGCUUCAGAUCUCUGCCACCGACAGGGAUGCCCACGCCAAUGGACGGGUGCAGUACACGUUCCAGAAUGGAGAGGACGGGGAUGGGGAUUUCAUUAUCGAGCCCACCUCUGGGAUUAUUCGAACCAUCCGCAGGUUGGACCGAGAAAGCAUUCCUGUUUACGAACUUACUGCCUAUGCUGUGGACAGGGGAAUGCCCCCCCAAAGAACCCCUGUCCGUAUUCAAGUGUCGGUGCAAGAUAUUAAUGACAACGCUCCGGUCUUUCCAGCCGAGGAGUUUGAAAUCUUUGUGAAGGAAAACAGCAUUGUGGGCUCUGUCGUGGCCCAGAUCACAGCCCUGGAUCCAGAUGAAGGACCCAAUGCCCAGAUUAUGUACCAAAUUGUGGAAGGCAAUAUCCCUGAGAUCUUCCAGAUGGACAUAUUUUCGGGUGAGCUCACUGCCCUCAUUGAUUUGGAUUAUGAGACCAAGCCCGAGUUUGUCAUUGUGGUUCAUGCCACUUCUGCCCCUCUUGUCAGCAGAGCUACAGUCCACAUCAAACUCAUUGACCAGAAUGAUAACAGUCCCAUUCUGAAAAAUUUCCAGAUCCUCUUUAACAAUUAUAUCUCCAACAAAUCCAACACCUUUCCUUCCGGUGUAAUAGGGAAGAUCCCUGCCUAUGACCCAGAUGUGUCUGACAGACUGUUUUACACCUUUGAACGAGGAAAUGAGCUGCACUUGUUAAUUGUCAAUCAGACUAGUGGGGAACUCAGACUGAGCCGUAAACUGGACAACAAUCGUCCCUUGGUGGCCUCCAUGUUGGUGACUGUCACAGGUAAAGAUGAUUUUCAUUUUUUCAAUAUAUUGUAUCGAAGUUGGAUUUCCUUGAAUUAUAAAGAUUAA
This is a messenger RNA of Protobothrops mucrosquamatus (brown spotted pit viper), 4152 nucleotides long. Its product is annotated as cadherin EGF LAG seven-pass G-type receptor 3-like. Bases 1 to 4152 code for a protein of 1383 amino acids. The transcript has a single exon. Gene Ontology annotation, cellular component: plasma membrane. Lineage: Eukaryota; Metazoa; Chordata; Lepidosauria; Squamata; Viperidae. Gene Ontology annotation, molecular function: calcium ion binding. Gene Ontology annotation, biological process: homophilic cell-cell adhesion. The record is from RefSeq and is a predicted model, not a curated record.